Molecule: messenger RNA, 3743 nt
Organism: Lepisosteus oculatus (spotted gar)
Lineage: Eukaryota; Metazoa; Chordata; Actinopteri; Semionotiformes; Lepisosteidae
Source: RefSeq, a predicted model, not a curated record
CUAACUCAUAGUGCUGGUGCAUUCAGAACUGUUGCUCACCACAGGAGAUAAGGAUCACAUUCAUUUCCAGCCACCACAACACAGCUAUUGUAGCUGGUCCUCUCUUGCAAGGGCCCUGGCACAGAAGACAAGAAAGUUUCAGACCCCCGGUGGCCUCGAGUCUUAUUUCUGGAGGAGACAUCCACAGUAAAUGAAGCGGCGAAGUCAGAAUGACUCCCCCUACAGCAGCCGCCGUGUGCCGAGGAAGCAACGUCACCUGCAACAGCACCUGCCCAGAGAACAGCAGCUGGGAUGAAAGCAUCUACAUCCUCUACACUGUCUUCUACCUGGUCAUCUUCAUCCCGGGGCUGCUGGGCAACAGCCUGGGGCUGUUUAUCCUGUGUCGCUUCAUCAGCAAGAAGACCAAAGCGGUCAUCUUCAUGAUCAACCUGGCAGUGGCCGACCUUGCCCACGUGCUGUCGCUGCCCCUCCGCAUCUACUACUACGUCAACCACACCUGGCCCUUCGGCAAGGCCAUGUGCCUGCUGUGCUUCUACCUGAAGUACCUCAACAUGUACGCCAGCAUCGCCUUCCUCAUGUGCAUCAGCCUCCAGCGCUGCAUCUUCCUCAUGAAACCCUUCUGCGCCAAGGAUUGGAAGCGGCGCUACGACGUGCGGAUCAGCCUGCUGGUGUGGCUGGUGGUGGGGGCCUGCUGCUCGCCCUUCAUCCUGAUGAGGAGCAGCGCGGGCCAGAACAGCAGCGGCUGCUUCAAGGACCUGCCCACCCGCAAGCUGGACCUGCGCCUCUCCGUCACCAUGAUGACCUUCGCCGAGCUGUGCGGCUUCGUCAUCCCGCUGGCGGUGAUCGCCACCUGCACCUGGCGGAUCAUGCGCUCCCUGCGGCGGACGGAGACGGGCACCAUGCUGCAGGACGCCAACGACAAGCGCAGGGCCCUGCGCCUGGUGCUCAUGUGCACCGUCGUCUUCCUGCUCUGCUUCGCGCCCUACCACGUCAACUUCCUGUUCUACCUGAUGUCGGGGCAGGACAUCAUCACCUACUGCCCCCUCCGCUACGCCGUCCGCAGGUUCCACCCCAUCUCCCUCUGCCUGGCCAGCCUCAACUGCUGCCUCAACCCCUUCAUCUACUACUUCCUCACCACCGAGUUCCGCCAGCAGCUCUCUCGGCACGGCAGCUCCGUCAUCCGGGGCCGCCUCAUGAGCCGGGAGAGCGCCUCCUCUUUCCGAGACUAGGGAGGCGGGAGGGAGGGGCUCCAGCUGAUCAUAUCUGUGCUCCCCCCUCCCCCCCCACCUCCGAGGCGCCCUCCUCCCCCAAGGGAGAGAAGAGCGCUCUGAAGAAUGGCCUACUCCAGACGUUACCCAGACAGCGGAGUGAGGUGUACUGUAACUCUGACUCCGAGACCGGAGCCCAGCGUGGAUGAGGAUCCGAGUCCGGGCAGGAGCACUGCUCACUCUCCGGCCUGCCUUUCUGUUAAGAACGCCGGACGGUGAAGCUACAGUACCUUCCGGCAGUGGUGAGGGGAAACAGCACCUCCAGGUGAGGUGAGACAACCGCCAGCUUAUUCCAGCAGAAGCACAGAACAAAAACAGAAGCAACUAAAAAAUUCGGCGGAAGUGAAUCUUCUGCAGUAGCAUUAUGGCACGGGAAAGCACGUCAGGAUAAAACCAGAAAUACUGCCAUGAAGGCAGAAUCUGCCCACUGGCAGCUUUACUUGUCAAUCAGUUGGAGGAGGAAGCUACACCCACGAAACGUUUGACUUGUAAAAUGAGAAAUUCAAAUUGCCAGAUCAAGCUGGAUAGCCUUACUGUACACGUGAUGUUUUUUCAAACACUUAUUAGUAUCUCAUAAGUUUGGUCAAAUUCUAAUAGUGAUGAAAUGAGCCAAAGAAUAUAAAGGGAUAGGUGUACUUGCCACUUCGCCGUUACUUUGCCUGGCUGAGGAAACGACAGCUGUGACAAGCCCCUCAGUUAUAAGGAAUGAACCAGGGAGGCAGCUGCAAGGGUGAAGUUGGGCUGGAGGGAGGGCUUUUCGAAAAGAGGCAAACAGAGCCUGUGCAGCCAUGUGCAACCAGGGAGCAGUUACAUGCAGGGGAACUGAAGUGGGACAUUAGAGUUUGACCUCCUCUUGAACUCCAUGGCAAUGUCUGGGCCAGAGGGACACCUUUACUGGUUCCACUGGCUGAGACAGAGGCCUCUGUGCUUCACCUUUACAGCAGUAUAUAUAUUUUUUCUACAACCAAGAGCAAACAGUAUUGUACCAUGCAGUGUCUCUGCAGUAACAUCAGAAAGGAAAAUAAUAAAAUGAAUGACAACUUGGAAGUAAAUUCAUCUUCUACAACCCUUCAGUGGCGAGAGACUGUUGAUGUCUGGCUCUAUGAUCGGAGGAAGAGAUAAAAGGCUUGUUUUCAUCAGCUCAGCACUUCAGCUCAUGACUCUUCAGGACUGGACUUUUUCAUAUCACCCAUGAGCUGGAACCUUGUGAGACGUGUUGCGUUUCAGCCUGAUCAUGAUUACUUAAGGAAACCACACCCUUAUCUGCAAUGCAGACAAACAACGACUUCUGAUCCUGUUUUUCUGGAGUCACUUCCUGGAAGAUUAGCCCACACAGCAAUCUGGAGAAGAAACACACUGUCUACCUUUCAGACAAAUUCAAAUUCAAAUCUGACCGAAUUUCAGAACAUGUGGUGUGGACUGAACACUGGAUCCGCAAGAUUCAUGCCCCAGACUGCUCCACCUCACACUUGUGCACACAAUCUCCACACUGCCAAAACAGCCUGUAUCACUGUGGAUCAGACACAGACUCAGGAAUAGAACAUAUCACAAGGACACGCAUUUCCCUGGCCGAUGACAGGAGCACAGACUUAUUCAGCUGAACUUCACAUGAGCACAGAUGAAAUCAAACCUUCAGCCCAAACCACUGAAUGCAAACCCAUUGUUGGAUAGUGAACCAUCCCCUGACCGGGGACUUUAUGCUACGUAACUAAUGGAAAUCUGACAUCAACCACUAGUUUGGUAGUAAUCUGCUUGAAACUGGGGGCUACUACUAGAAAAUAUAAAUUCUGAAAGAUAUUAUUUUCAUCUGAGCCAAUGUUAUAAAGAAAAUUAGCAAAGUAAAAAACAUUGCUGCAAAACUGUGAGAUAUUCAAUGUUGGUUUCUUUGUUAAUCAACACUGAAAACAAGCUAUGUAUGUUUAUCAUGCGCUUUGAGAUACAAAUGUAUAAAUGUGCUAUAUAUCUAUUUAAGUUGGUUUGCAUUAUGUUUGGCUUACAAAACCUAAUACUACAUCUUGCAACUAUCUAUUUAUUUCCAUUUCAGAACUUUGAAUAGGAACAGAAGCAAACAAACUGUGAGAUUAAAUCUGAAUUUCUGCUACUUGCUAACUACAAACCAGGUCCCUGAAUUUGGUUCAGUGUGUUUGAGGCUUCCUUUUUCUGUGGAAUGGGAGCCUAGAUUCUGGGAUUUGUAGUUAUCCACUGCUAGACGAGUUGAAGUUUUAACUAGUCAAGGCCUAAUUUCGGCCUACCCAUAACUCCCAUGUGUGAAGCUCGGAGCCACAGUAGAUGCUUUGUGUGCAGAUUGUUUCUCAUAGUUAGAAGCUGCUUUUCUUUGACUUCCCAGUGUCUCCUUGUCUACAGCCAGCUGACAGACAAGGAGAGAGACACCGCGGUGCCCUGUGUAAGCUAUCACAGAAAUGUGCUACUUGACACACUAAGUGUUUGCAAUAAAAUUAUUUUUUAAAAGAAAAA